Eremomyces bilateralis CBS 781.70 is the source of this 2188-nucleotide messenger RNA. RefSeq lists its product as uncharacterized. The coding region runs from base 225 to 2120 and encodes 631 amino acids. The record is from RefSeq and is a predicted model, not a curated record. Lineage: Eukaryota; Fungi; Ascomycota; Dothideomycetes; Eremomycetales; Eremomycetaceae. The transcript has 4 exons.
UCAGCCUUGGUCUCCGACCUCUUGCCACGGCCCUUUCGCUCCCCCUUCUUGGCCUUGUCGAUGCAUACUAUCUCUCGUCUCGGACCUUACCCUUCCUUUCUUGUACCUUCCCACCAUGCCACUGGUGUCGCUAUAUAACAACCCUCUCUGCGAAUCCGGUUACAUGUAUUACUCCCUCACCUAUACUCGUAUCUCCAUCCUGUGCCAUCCCGAGCCCUGAGGUCAUGCCGCCUGUGCUUGGCCUUCUCGUUGAUCCGAACACCUUCGUUUCCCGUGCUGCUUCUCCUCCGAAUGCGACCGUCGAGGCUUUGCAAGUUGUGUGUGCCUGGCCCGUCUCCGACCAGUAUGGACCGGGCUCGAGAGUCUUAUACUAUGUCCUCGUUCUAGCCUGCGUUCUGGCUCGAAAGAACGAGUGGCUCAGAAACGCCUGUUUAGCUGCCGCAUUACUUUUCCCCGCCGUUGCCGCCAUUCAUGGCAUCGCUAUCGCUUCCCUCCACAUCGAUGGCGCCAUCGACCUAGACGUGUAUGGAAUCUUCCAGCUUUGCUCCAUCGGCAUUCUGGCCGCUCCGGUCACCGCGAGGUUAUCCACAACUUAUUUCAACGAUCCAGGUCGAAAUAUCAUCUUCAUCUGGACAAGCCUCAUAUUGGCCGGCUUGAUAAGCUUGAUGGUGGAGUUCUACCGCCAGCAUGAGUCGGAUUGCCUGGACAACUUGGGAAAUCCCGUCCCGAUGAAUACUGGUUCCUUCCCCUACGAGCAACAUACCUGUGGCCUCACCUGUUCGACCACAGAAGGGCCGUCCUCUCCCUUUCGAGGUGGUUCGGCCAAUGAAAUCUACGUCAUCCCGGCUCCGAGCAAAGUCACCUUCGGAACCGCAACGCUGCUCGCUGCUGCGUGCUGCAUUCCCGCCGUCCUUUCCUUGGUGUCUAUGUGGAACAAGAUCCUAAAGGACAACUGGCUGAAAUUGAUUUACAGCGAUGACCAAGAUGAAACCAACGAGAACGAUCUCAUCCAAGGCACAAAUGGUGCAACCCUCAAAGACAUGGAAGGGAUCAAUUCCGUCAUCCGGAAAUUUCUGUCCGCGAUCGAAGCCCCAUUCUUCGUCGGUGCAGUGGGGUUUGUCCUCAUCAUCGGGGAACUGAACUUUUUUAGCCAGCCAAUGCUUUACGGAAUCGAGCCCAUGGCAUGCAUUGGUGGCUGGGGUCCAAUCCUUGCCGCCGGAUUGGCAGCUCUGGGGUCGUUGUAUGUUCUUCAUAUCCCCCAGAGCCCUCCGCAGCAAAGGAAUGCUUCGGACCCGAAAGGGUUAAACGGAAACGGAAGAGAAGUCUAUACUCCGGACUCGGAAUCUGAUACAGCGACAGGUGCGGCGGACCCAACACAGGAUGAGCGACAUGCUUCCAUUAGAAGACCGCCUCCAAGAGAUCAACAAACCGAGAUGGUGGAGGUUGAAAGGGUCAGAUCGGGAUUGAGCUCGGGCUCUGAUGGACCCCGAUCGCCCACCGACUUGCAAGCCAAUGGAAGGCCGCAUUCAACGAUGGACUCGGAUGACCACGAUCGAGCACAUCGACUUUCAAUGCCAAGUGUCGACGUUGGGGCUCGAAAACAGGUGGCCAAGGCAUUGAACUCGGUCAGUGACUGGUUUGUUACUCCAGCGCCGGACCGAUACGAUUAUUCCGAGUUCAAGUUCGGCAGGGCAGGAAUGUACCCCACCGUUCCAGGAGAGGCGAGUCGGAAUAAACAGCUGCGACACACCGAAGAGCAGUACCGGGCCCUGAAGGGCGAGGAGGGCGCCCCGACUGGUCUGAGCCGACGAGCCUCACGGAUAAGCUUUGCAGAGAGUGGAGUCGCCUCGAGGUCGCCGUCGCCGUCCCCAUCUAUGCGAGCACCCAUGCAAGCAAGGAUUCGGACCAUGUCCGACCCUAUCGAGGCUUCUCGAUCGACGUCUGAUCCAAGCCCCGGAUUUCAGCCAAGACGACGGGACACUCUUCAGGUGCCGUCGCCCUACCCGAGCCCUACACGACCUACACCGGCGGUUGUGUUGACGCCGAGCGUUCCUUCUUCGCCCACAAUUGUACUCUCCUCCCCUCCAGAUACAGCUUCACCAGCGGACAUCCCGGAUUGAAACCCUCCCGCGCCUUAGUUAUCAAGAGCAGUGCCAGGAAACAUCGACCAAUCCUACAGGAUCUUCAA